Molecule: messenger RNA, 562 nt
Organism: Ctenocephalides felis (cat flea)
Lineage: Eukaryota; Metazoa; Arthropoda; Insecta; Siphonaptera; Pulicidae
Exons: 4
Coding region: 100-495 (131 amino acids)
Biological process (GO): extrinsic apoptotic signaling pathway
Molecular function (GO): CD27 receptor binding
Source: RefSeq, a predicted model, not a curated record
AUUUAAUUUUUGCCGCAAAUAAAGCUAACUAGUAAGUUGGAAAAUUAUUUUCGUCUCAAAAGUACUUUAAUUCAAAUGUUUUUAUGUUGAUUUCAUAAAAUGGCAAAGAGAAAGCGUUCUCAAGACGAAAAUUUACAACCUCAAUAUAAAACUUAUGUUAGUGAUAAAAUACAACAGCAAAACAAUGCAACAAAAAUGAGGGUUAUCUAUGAUAAAACCACGAGCAUGCUAUUUAAUGGAGUUAAAAAUUUGAGUAAAAUAGAAAAUAAUAAUAAUCAAGAGAAGAAUGUGAAUAACAAAAACAAUGCGGAGACGAAGACUUCUCUUCCUUACUGUGAUGAUAAUGCAUUGUGGAAAUGCUAUUUCUGUGAUAAAAACAAGUGUGCCGAAUGUAUUGUUCAAUGCAAUAAAUGUGAAAAUUUGUAUUGCAAAACCUGUUCUAUAAUUGUAUACGAUCAACCAGAUAUUUCACAUUUAUGUUUGUCAUGUGUAUAAAACAUUGAUUCGAAUGCAUAGUUAAUACCUCAUUGCUUUAUAGCAUGAAUUAUUUUAAUAAUUUAAG